This is a messenger RNA of Sycon ciliatum, 1715 nucleotides long. RefSeq lists its product as uncharacterized. Lineage: Eukaryota; Metazoa; Porifera; Calcarea; Leucosolenida; Sycettidae. Bases 58 to 1440 code for a protein of 460 amino acids. The transcript is spliced from 2 exons. The record is from RefSeq and is a predicted model, not a curated record.
GCCUGAAAAACUGAAGAGAGUAGUUUUCUCCACCGCGUAAAGCGUUGUACCUUCAGCAUGCCCGAUAUAGUAAGUUAUGUUUUCAUACUCCUAGGGGUUAUUCCUAUUCCUGUUGUUGAAAACGAUUACAAAUGUUCCCAAGAAGAAUUGUCGCAAGAGACAUCGGUCACUAAUAUAUCGACCUCUGAGUAUGGAACUGAACUGAAGAUCUGCAAAGCAAUGGAGCAAGAGUCAGUCGAGCCUGUACUGAACAGUGUUCUUUUGGACGUGUGGGAAGCAGCAGUAUUACCUUUGUUGUCUCUAGCUGACAUCUUUCAACUUUGUGGUGUUACGAGACACGUCCGUGACCUGCUGCAUAAUGAAACCAUAUUCAGGCGUCUAUGUCAGAAUCGCUACCAGAUCAGUCCAAAUUUGAAACUGUCGUACAUCACAGUUGCUAAGCACCUAUACAUCGCCACGAGAGUAUCCAGCAUACAUAAACGCGUAUCUGAUUCUGGCAAUGCCUGUGUUGUGCAUAGUGAUGAUCCUCAUGAUCCACACCAGGUGUUCAACCAAAGAAAUUCAAUGUUCGUGCAAUUGUGCAGCCUGGCAUUGAUGCCGACUACAGGACCGGCCCAAACCAUUAUGCGGUACAGCCUUCCGCUAUCUAAGCCUUUGAUCAGUUUGCUUGUUCUGCCAUCCAAAGACACAUCUUUGUACCUACCCAACCUUUCAUUUUCAAUGAUUGAGAAACAUUGUAGAGUAUGGCAACAACAGGUGUGGUACAGCUUAGAAGACUCGGCGAAUUUGUUGUUGGAAAUGUGCGGCUCCUACGAAGAGUACCAAACAUGUAUCCUGAAAAGAAUGGAACAGGAUAUUCCGGAGACUGCAUCAUUCUUGAAAUAUUCGAAUCGCUCUUGCAGGCAAGUUGAGCUUGCAAAAUGCUUGGAAAUCGUUUCAAGAAGCGAUCCACAAUUGCUCUUAUCCCUAAGAUGUGAUAGUCUGAUACGAGAACCUCCUCCACACAUUAAUACUCGGUGGAGCUACAACUCAUGCGACUUUAUAAUAGUCGAGAACGCUGACAGUGGCCUCAGCGAUGACGUUAUCGCCACUCAUAAUUGGAUCAACGUCACGGGGGAGCUAGCAUUGCGUCACUCAGUACUCAAGCUCUUUAUCAAAGGAAGCCUACGUUUAUCACAGUUGGAGGAUUACUUCGUGGCUGUCAUGGCAUACGACAAGCUCUGGCAAAGCCUGCCCCAGUCUAGUCGCCCAAGUCGGAUUGUUCUCUAUCGUGACCUGGGAAGCUACCUACUUUCCACGCUACCAAGGUCGCAGCGUGAAAAGGAACUGAGCAAAGAGGAACUGCUGAACGCCAUGGAACGGUGUGGCAAGAUGAUUGUUGACAAUGCAACCCACGAAGUGCGUUGCCGCGCGCGUAUAUCUUGCUGUAUCCUGAUGUAGUAGUGGUUGUUGUAAGUUUGCCAUCGUGGGGAAUUUGGCCUAUGACGCAAUACCACCACAUGUACUUGUUAAGUCUGCACUGGGCUCUUCAGCCUUUUUGCCGAUUGGAUUUUGCUUCAUCACUCUGUUUUCCUCAGUUUUUCAAAGAAAAUAUUACUGUACUCCAAGUGGAUUGUUUGGUUUACAUAACGUGUGACACACGUUGGGUUCCAGUUUCCAAAACAAUGAUGAACUGUAAGGGGUAUUUCACGAUUGACUGUAAAACCAGGCAUGGC